UUAAUGUCUGAGUUGAAAACUUCAACACACACACACACCAGCGAUGUUCACACGAGUCCACAGGAGUGCGUGGUGAGCAGCUGAACCCAGGACACAGCAGCACAGUUAGCUAACAUCCUUCAGCUCCUCUCAGCAUGAGCAGUAAACCGCUAACUUAGCCCAGAGCGACGGACUAACUCUUCGCUAGCUUACCGCUAAAGGUGUUAGUUAACGUUAGCUGUGCGUCGUGUCCCGGUGGGGAUCCGCCUGGGGGCCAGCUGUCGUUAACACCGUCUGAAAAAGGCUUCCAGGAUAUUACACGUGGUUCACCUGAGCAUAAAGUCGAUUUUGGUUGAUUUGGGGUUAGACACGUUGGACUCACCUACAUCGAGGAGCUGAAUGGCCUCUGUUGUAGCAGUGAAAACUGAGAAGCGACCUGCAGCUGAUUCUCAGGAUGCAGACUCCAAUGCCAAAAAGCCCAGGAAACUGCUGCCCAGCCUGAAGACCAAGCGGGCCCCCGAGCUGGUCCUGGUGAUUGGCACAGGGGUGAGCUCUGCAGUGGCCCCUCAGGUCCCUGCACUCCGCUCUUGGAAGGGCCUCAUCCAGGCCUUGCUUGAUGCGGCCAAUGACUUCGAUCUACUAGAGGAAGAGGAAAGUCGCCGUUUCCAGAAACACAUGCAGGAAGACAAGAAUUUGGUGCAUGUGGCCCAUGACCUCAUUCAGAAACUUUCCCCGAGAACAGGCAAUGUGCGAUCCACAUUUUUCAAGGACUGUCUGUACGAGGUAUUCGACGACUUGGAGUGUAAGAUGGAGCAUGCGGGGAAACAUCUGCUGCGCUCGGUGCUGCAGUUGAUGGAGAGCGGCGCGCUGGUCCUUACCACCAACUUCGACAACCUGCUGGAGAUCUACGCGGCUCACCAGGGCACCAAGCUUGAGUCUUUGGACCUGACUGAUGAGAAGAAGGUGUUGGAGUGGGCUCAGGAGAAACGGAGGUUAAGUGUGCUGCAUAUCCACGGUGUUUACACCAACCCCUGUGGGAUCGUUCUGCACCCUGCUGGCUACCAGAAUGUACUGAGGAACACUGAGGUCAUGCGUGAGAUCCAGAAACUGUACGAGACCAAAUCCUUUGUGUUUCUCGGCUGUGGGCGCACAGUGGACGACACCACCUUCCAGGCUCUGUUUCUGGAGGCAGUCAAGCACAAGUCGGACCUGGAGCACUUCAUGCUGGUGCGGCGCGAAGACGUGGGCGAGUUCAAGAAGCUGCGCGACAACAUGCUGGACAAGGGAAUCAAAGUCAUCUCCUAUGGAGACGAGUAUGCCGACCUGCCCGAGUACUUCGAGAGGCUGGCCAAUGAGAUCUGCAACCGGGACGUGUCCACCAACGGCUGGGGUGAGGAGGAUGAAGGAUCUCCGUCCCAAAAUGGGGAAGAGCAGCAGAAUGGUUUCAACACACAGAAAAGCCUCCUUCAAGACUUUCAUUCCUGACAGGCUCACGGUUGGGAUCGCUAUCAGUCAUUUUCCUCCACAGCUCUGUCGUGACAGAUCGGUGUAUUUCGAGUAGUGCUCGAUUCUGAUAUCACACGGUGGAUUUAGGAAUCCCUGGAACACUGUGGGCCAUAAGAGACCUAGAAACUGUUGUCACUAUUUUUGCAGAAUGUCCAGGGUUUCCCUGUUUUUAUUUUUAAAAGGGAAAGGAGAAAUUUAAGGUCACAGCCCCAACUGUACUGCGCGUAAAUAUUACUGAACCCCUCAGCAUUUGGGUGAACUCCAGUUUUUAUGUUGGCAUAUGAUCCAAUGAUAUGCUGCUUCAAUUUGGACAAACAAUAAAACAAACUGCCUCCUCUUGACCUUGGCUGGCUGGAUAUGAGCGGCUCCAGGUGCAAGCUGUUACGCACAUCACAUGCUCUUAACUGAAAAAAAGUCUUGAUAUGUAAGAUAUGAUUGUAUCUGUCAUGCUCAACCCUGAAACCAGGAACACUUGAUUUGCACAUUACUGGAUGUGGGAAUGGUGGAAAAAAUUCAACAAUGUAAUGGGUCUGUCCUCAGAUGUAAGUCCAGGGGAGCAUCUUUUCUUAGCAGUGACGCUCUGCCAGUUGCAAUCACUUAGCCACUCCUGUGCUGAAAAUAAAAAAAGUUCUUUGUAAUUCUUUUUUUGUAUUUUUAAUACUUGCAUGUGUUUUCUGACAGUAUUUAUAAGUACUAUUUUCAAAAUAAAGCUUUUGGUAUCCCA
Messenger RNA from Platichthys flesus (European flounder), 2209 nucleotides. RefSeq names its product family with sequence similarity 118 member B (gene siral1). The record is from RefSeq and is a predicted model, not a curated record. The coding region runs from base 379 to 1464 and encodes 361 amino acids. The transcript is spliced from 8 exons. NCBI's taxonomy places the organism in Eukaryota, Metazoa, Chordata, Actinopteri, Pleuronectiformes, Pleuronectidae.